Messenger RNA from Didymodactylos carnosus, 1005 nucleotides. The record is from the annotation of a GenBank genome assembly. NCBI's taxonomy places the organism in Eukaryota, Metazoa, Rotifera, Eurotatoria, Philodinida, Philodinidae.
AUGUUUAAUAAAAAACCGCACAAAGAUACAUUCCGUGAGUUCCACAAUCUGAACAACUCACUUGUCACGCAUCUAAUAAAUAUGCAUGAUUUAUUAGUACAAAGAUUAGAUACUGAUAUUCUUAUUAAUUUUUAUUUAUUAUUGGAAAAUCUGUAUCGAAAUGUAUUGUUAAGACCGUAUAUAGCCAAUUACCGUCUCAUAAGUAUGAAUUCUGGACGUUAUCACACAUGUGUAGCACCAGUUUUGGAAAAAUGCGAAGAUAUAUUAACCAAGUUGGGUUUUCGACGAAAUGAUAAGGAACAAUAUUAUUUGUUUGAAGGUGUUGAUAAAAAUGCAAUAGCUGAAUGUGCCAUGUUUAUUUUGUUUUUAAUUUAUAUAUUAUGCAAUUAUGAUGCCAACUCAUUAUUUCUACAUCAUAUCGUGAUACUUUACUCAUGUUUACAGAGAAAAAUGAUUAAAGCCAUAUUAGUGUUUAAUAAUCAUGGAAAACCUCGUUUAAUUAAAUUUUUUGAAUAUUAUACUGAAGAUAUUCAACAACAAAUUGUACGUGAAAUAUACCAUUUAGUAUCGAAACGUGAUGAUAAUGUAUGUAAUUUCUUGGAAGGUGGUGCUUUUAUUGGUGGCAAUGAUUAUAAAUUAAUAUAUCGACAUUAUGCUACACUUUAUUUUAUAUUCUGUGUUGACAGUAGUGAAAGUGAAUUAGGCAUACUUGAUUUAAUUCAAGUUUUUGUCGAAACAUUAGAUAAAUGUUUUGAGAAUGUUUGUGAGUUAGAUUUAAUAUUUCAUAUUGAUAAAGUGCAUUAUAUUCUUCAAGAAACAUGUUUAGGUGGUAUGGUAUUGGAAACGAAUAUGAAUGACAUUGUGUCUCGUAUUGAAGAGCAAACAAAAUUACAAAAACAAGAAGCGGGUAUAUCGGCAGCACCCGCCAGAGCCAUGAUGGCUGUUAAAGAUAUAAAUUUAUCACAAAGAAUAAAAGAUAUUAAACUGCCAUCAAUCUCAUUUUAA